UCAGCUGUGUCCAAUCACAGCUGAUCACUGAUGAUCAGUGUGCCCCGAUGAUCUGUGUAGCCCCAGCAGCGCCACCUGUCAGUGUUCAUCAGUGUCAGCUCUCAGUGCUCAUCCAUGCCACCUGCCAGUGCCACCUAUCAAUGCCACAUAUCAGUGCCCAUCUGAGCUGCCUUUCAGUGUCACCCAGCAGUGCCACCUAUCAAUGCCAGUCAGUGCCGCCUAUCAGUGCUGCCUAUCAGUGACGCCUAACAGUGCCAUCUAUCAGUGCCGCCUAUCAGUGCCAUAUAUGAGUGCUGCCU
Messenger RNA from Staurois parvus, 299 nucleotides. The record is from the annotation of a GenBank genome assembly. NCBI's taxonomy places the organism in Eukaryota, Metazoa, Chordata, Amphibia, Anura, Ranidae.